AUGGAACCUGUAAACGCUCCUCCAUUUGUUCUUUUUCAAGGAUUGUUGCUCCUCUACGCAGUUUUCAUCACCGCAAUAGAGUCAUCCACUGUUUCUCGAUCAGCAUACUUCACAACGUUGACAAAUAAGCAGCUUAAAGGCUUUGUGGUAAAACGGUUUGAGUCUCCUGGUCAAAUUUGGUGCAGUCAGUCUUGUUUGAAAAACGCCUGGUGUACUUCAACAAACUUCAAACUUGCUCCUCAUAUUUCGAAGUCUGAUGGCACAGGAACUUGCGAACUAAACAAGCACGAUGGCUCUGUUGUUAAAGAAAACGUGUAUUUGCAGUUCGAGGAAGGUGCCACUUUCUCAAUGUCUCUUAAGGUAACGAACAGCCUAAAAUGCCUCAUUUGGCUUUUAAGGGCUCCGCAAGAUUAAGUUGAUGCAACUGCAGUUUAACAAACAUUUAAUUUCUUAAUUGGCGUUUAACUUUGAAAUCAACCAGUGUGUCUUCGUAUCGCUAAUUGACUCAUUUGGGCUAAAGUCUUUGGCGCCACAUUGCUUUUUAGCAAUUUUUAGAAUUUUAAGGCUGGAAAGUGAAAAUUCAUGACCACAGCACUAUAAUUGAAGUUGAGCAAAAACCCAACUUCGAUGUGAAAAAUAGAUGUCUUGAAUUUCCUCAAAUUAUGGUUGCAUAUGAUUGGAAAAAAUUACUGUUCUUGCACAAGAAAACCAAGAGCAUAGCUAUUUUAUAAAAGCGCCAGUCGGCACUUUCUAUCGAUUUACCAGCCUAAUAACUAGUAUGAGGUGUUGGGAGAACACGAGUAUUACUGUAAAUCAUGAGUAAAAAGCGAUUGUUGUGCUAACAUAUCCCGUGUGCGAUAUCGUCGCUAAAAUGAUGAAAGGCUCGAUUUAUUGCUAACUAGCCAACAGGUGCUCUUCACGGCAAAGUGUGUUAUAGAAAAUUAGUAUACAUUCUUAAGACUGCUACCCUCUUCAAAAUUUUUUUUCGUUUUUCGACAAAUGAAUCUCCUUUACAGAGAAAUUAUUUACGCUAAAUUUCUGUAUUAUUCUUGAGCAUUCUGAGUUACGAGCAGCUGGCAUCAGACAAAAUUUAAUCCUUGAUUUCGUGUAUGCCACAAACUUAAUACCGUCGAAAUGCGAGCAAUAAAAACCUAUUUUUCCAUUUUUUUUUUCUGUUGUGAGGUUUCAAUCAGAGCUGGUUUUUUUUUUGAAAGCGAAAUGGAUGUAUGCCUUGAAUAAUGGCAUGAAUUGACAAACAACGAGGAAAAGACAAGAGAACAAAAAUUAGUCACCAUUUCUUAGACGAAGGGCAAACCUCAUCUUGAAUAAGGUAAUGCCGGCUUAUAUGAAUCAUCAUCUAUACAAAUAUUUCUGUUCAUAAACUUCAUUCUCCAUGAUCAGAACCACAGCUUUUAUCUCUUAAUUCUGGAAACAUGCUAAAUAUUUCGCUCAGGAAUUAAAGCACGGAGAAAAUAAAGCCAUCAGAACCGCAAAGACUGAUUAAUUUCAGCAUAAGCCGAAGAAAGAAGACAUUGACUUGCUUCUGUCAGUCUUGAAAAAAUAUUUUUCUGGCGUGUAAAAUGCGUUGGACAAAAUCUAUGGUCUUAUCGCCUACUAUUCAGCCUAUGUGCUAGCAUUUUGAAUUCUAAUGACAAAAUCUUUCGGACUGGAGGUAACAUAUACUGUGCAGGCCUCAGAAGCUGUUUUUUCUUGAGGAAUUUAGUUUAACAAAAUUUUAAUUUGUGCCGGCGACGUGUUAAGCGAACGGGUUUGUUGUUUUUGUUUGUUUGGUUUUUUUUCUAAGUUCUGCCAAAACAGAUAAUAAAUUUUGGCACUUUAGGCUUCCGGCAUCGAAACAGCUGUCCAAUGAAAGGCAAGCUCAAUUUUCCUUUUGAAACUGAUAUCAGUGCAUUAUGGAGAUCUUCUGUAAUUUCAUUUCUAUACUGAUAUGAAAUGGAUAGAUGUGUAGAUAGGUGAUUGGAUGGAUCAGAGGUGACCCAUUAGAUGAAGGGAUGAAUGUUUCAAAGAAAGUAUUUAACUUUCCGGUUGUCUUUAGAAUCUUUCAGUUGAACAAGAGGAACAAAUAAAAGUUUAAAUGCCCUGUAAAGAGUUUCAAAGCUGACGUUAGCCCUCCAUCUUUCGCUCUGACGAAGGGCUAACGCUCGAAACGUCAGCUUUCAACUCUUUUCGAUGGCCAAGUUAAGUCAUCUACUCAGUUGUUAAUAUUGUAUUACCCUGCAUGUUAUACUCUCCUACAGAAGCAGCACCUCAGUUUUUUUAGAAACUUACCCUCUUUAUAUAAUUUUAAAUGCAUUGUUCUUUGUGACAGGCUUAAUAACGGCAGACAUCGACCAUUACAUUUUCAUUUAUACGGCAAUUAAUUUUUGGUCCGAAAUUUUACAUCGGGCUCGAAUCAUUGAGUCCAAGAAAAACUUAGAAAGCUAGCUGAGUACUUCUUGGUAAUAAUUCCAAGGUACAUUCAUAUUCGUGUUCUGAACAGCUUUUUACGACGUAUUGUCUGUUACUGCUUCUUGAUAGGGCUGCCAAAUAACCGACAGUUGUAAAAAUGGAGGUGCUUGCGUGUAUGACGAGAAAAAACAAACUUAUUCAUGCAAGUGCAAGCCGCCUUGGACCGGAGAAACUUGUGCUGAGCUGGGUAAGAACAACUUUUAACCGUAGAAUGAAGAUGGUAAAGUUCUGUCGGUCAAGCCAAAAACAACGCAAAAAAUUUUUUCCCGAGACUUGGAAACAAACAGAUCAACAAAAUCAAAAAAACGAAACAAAGCAAAACAGAGCUUUCUGAGAGAGAAGUUAAAUAGAAAAACUGCCAAGAAUGGAAAAGAUAUGGGGGAUUCAAAAUUUAUGUGUGUAUGUAUAAUUUUUUUAAAUGAAAUAAAUCUCAAAAUGUCCAACAUUUCAUCUUUUUUUUAAGUUAACAAAUCAGCAGAUCUAAGAUUGAUAUUUAUUGAAAAAUAACCGAUCACAAAGCGUUUUGUACAUGGCAUAGCGGAAAAAUGACUGCGCGUCAGCGGAGUCAAAUCGGCCCCACGCCUUUCAUGUAAGGGUCCACAAUUUUCCUUCAUUCUUUCAACAUUAACGUUACGUCGCUUAAAGCGUUUGGCAAAGUAGUAUUGACGAAAAUUCUUGACGUUAUCCUAUUCUCCCAAAAAGUUACUUGUGACAGCCAUCCCUGCAAAAACAAUGGAACUUGCACAGAUGAAUUCCACGGAUAUUAUUGUAGCUGUGCACCAGGAUUUCACGGGACGCAUUGUGAAAAGAUUGAAGGCCUGCCUUGUUCAUCAGGUUUGUAAAGACGUGUAUCGUAUUUUGAUGGAAUAUUCUGAGAGCUUCCUUCUCCAAUUUAGGAGGACUCUCGUGGAGAUGCGGAUGACCAUUCAAUAUUUUAGAGAGUUUUAGAUGAGACAUUAAUUAAGAUUCUUGAAGACAGACCACGCCAAUGUUUUAUUUUGAUAACGGUUUCUCAAAAAAAACUUUCCGCAACUAAUAAUCGUCAGCGACAGGUCGCUGUAAACUUAUUAGAUCAAUGUGCUAACAUUGGAUUAAUAUAAGUAUGUGAGCAACUACGCACUCACCCCUCCCCUAACCCAACAACAGUCGACUGAUAACAAGUUAAGGUUAAUGUUGGGUUAGGGGAGGGGCAAGUGCGUAGUUGCUCACAUACUUACAUUAAUCCAAUAUAUUUUUUUUAACUCUUUAUAUCAUAACAUCAGUAUGAAUAUUCUCCAUAAUGUUCUUUAUACAUUUCCUAAGGUGCUGACAAGGAGAAUUUGUUUACUGCUCAAAAGCUUCUUUUGUUGGUGAUCAUUUCCUUUAUUCUCCUGACCUUAUGUUUGAUUCAGCGCUGACAUUGUGGGGAGAAAUUAGAUGCUAGUCACUCCUAGGGGUUAAAGGGUAAAAGAAGUAGAAAGUAACUGUUGGAUUUUAAAUAGUGUGAAAAUUUUAUACCUUGGGGCUUUUUUUGGCUUAAGAAGUCAGAAUAACUUCAAACGAGAUCACCUAUUUAUGAGAACGCCACAAGCUACCUUUGACAUCUCAGAGCGCUCAAGGGCAUUGUCCUUGAAUUUGAUCAGCUUUUCUUGAUACGGUUGUUUCCUACAGCUUACCGAAUGGUCUUUGGACAGCCUAGCAAAAAGAGCUACGCCAGCAUAAGAAACGCCACCUCGUCUAGUCUCUCGGAGUUUACUAUGUGCCUUUUUGUCAAAAUGAAGGAUACAAAUUUGACUGGUUACCAGUACCUCUACAGUUAUGCGACUAUUGGAGCACCUUUUGGGAAUGCUUUCUACGUUUGUCUGUUUUCCCCCGGAAUUAGGAUCUCUAUAGACUCUUUCUAUGAGUAAGUGAUAUGACAAACACGAUAGAUAAAGUCUGUAUUGGAGUCAAAUGGCCCAUCCAACCAAACCGUAUCCCGGUUUUCUUAAAAUAAAGCGACUCGAAGGAGUAUUAAUACUUUCCCCUAGAUUGGAUGCUUAUCUACUGCAAUUUCAGCAUUUCAUUCGGUUUCCCCGACAAUGUGCCGUAAUACUCCUGGGUGGAGUGAAGCACUGUAAGAAUAAAGUCUGUCACUCAAGAACACAACACAAUAACCCAAUAGAAUAAGAUAGAGGAGAAGUAAAAAUAUACCGGAAUGGAUGGUGAAUUACGCGCGAUAAAGGGGCGCGAAGAUGAAUUUUUUUGGCUCAGCUUCAAAAAAAUGAUAUGCCUGUUUCCGCAAUGGGCUAAAGUGCUCCCAGCGGAGUAUUAUCGAGGCUUCUGAUUGUAUUUGGCGUUGUUAACAGUCACGUUCUCUUGUUUUUGCUCCCAAGCGACUUUAAAUAAAUAAUUAAAUGUGUCUAGUGAUUAAAUCAUUGUUAGUGACAAAACUAAAAGCCAUGGCGUGUUGGAGAUCGAAUGAAAUAAAUAGCAAUGGAAUUUAAAAAAGUUAAGUGACAUUAAAAUAACUUAAUUUAUCUCCCAUUCCAGCAGCUCACACGACAUUGCUAACAUGCAUUUCUAUUCUAUAUGUAGCACUAUAUGUAUAUAUAUACAUAUAUAUAUAUCUUGAUGCCACAAUUGGACCUCAGUCAGUCAAGAAACGAGAGUUUCUAACAUAGUUUUAAUUGUUAAUGUUCAUUUUCUUAGUGAAACAGACACCAGAAACAAAAUUAAUGAUACCAUGUGGCAUCACAUUUGUGUUACCUGGGAAAACACCAAAGGCGACUGGCAGUUUUAUAUGGAUGGACAACUUCAAAGCAAUGGAACAGACCUGAAGAAAAAUCAUCAGAUACCAGCCGGCGGAACAGUUGUCAUUGGACAAGAUCAAGAUAGCGUCGGAGGGGGCUUUGAUAGCGCACAGAGCUUUGGUCCGGGUGAGGUAACAGAAGUUAAUCUUUGGAGCAGAGUCCUUUCAGGGGAUGAAAUUGCAACUCAGAAGGCAAACUGUGACAUCGCACAAGCAGGCCUUGUUCUCUGGUGGGGACAAUUUAAAGGAAACUUUACUGGUGUGAAAAUAGUCGAGCCUUAAAAGUGAUAGGAUUUUCAACACCAGCAUCUUGUUUACGACGAACUGUUUAUCAUAGAAAGAGAUCCCGGCUUCCUCGAACAAGGAACACCUUAACACUGAUCAAUAUCUACAUACAUGUUAAAUAGCUUUGACCACUCGUAUUGUGGAGUCCAACAAUUGUUAUUACACAGAUGACAUCUCUUUUAGCCAGUUCAGUAGAGUGUUUGAUAGAUAGCACCCUUCAAUUUAUGAUUUGAUAGCCUUGAAAGUUGCUCUUUAGUCGCUCGUUACUAUUGAUGAAACGCCAAAGUUCAGGACUGAAGUAGCGAGUAUCAUUCAGUUAUUAGUCACAAAAACGUUUAAGCUAAGUUUGCACGGAUAUCAUGAUCUUAAUCACCGAAACAAGAUCUCUGAACCACAAGACACAAGUUGUGUCCCUUUCUCAUUGAUUUCGUUGCAGGAGGCAAUCGAAGGCGGCGAAACAUUUCUGCCUUAGGUGAAAUCUUGGAUAGUUGCAUGCCCCCCUCCAGAGUUAUAUUG
Pocillopora meandrina is the source of this 6040-nucleotide messenger RNA. Lineage: Eukaryota; Metazoa; Cnidaria; Anthozoa; Scleractinia; Pocilloporidae. The record is from the annotation of a GenBank genome assembly.